GUGAGUACAAUGAUCCUACAUCCCUUUUGUUCUUCUGAAAUUGUCUUUAGAAAAGUAUCAACUUAUCAAGUUUUGUAUUGAUAAAAUUUAAGCAAGAUAGCAGGCAUCUUAGAGUCAUCAGCAAAUUAAGGACCAAUAUUGCCCAAACCAACCGUCUGUUCCAGGAAAAGCAACAGCUGUGCUUACUAGAAUAUUAUUAAAUGGCGAAACAAAGUGCAAGGCGCACCCCUGUGAACGACAAUAGCCCGUAGCGAGGAGGGUUGUACUCCCGACUUUUAAACCCUGUAUUGAAGUGUGUACGCAUGCGCUGUGGGGUGGUCGCUGUAGCAUAAUAUCACCGCCAGGCGGCACACUGCACAGUGAACGUAGCUACCAGCCAACGAUGUCCGUACUCACCCGUACGAUAUCGCGUUAUCAAAUUACUACUACGAAUAUAAUUUUACAAGCCUCUAGUAUUCCUGCAAUGUGUGUAUACAGUGUUACGUGAAAAGUUAUUGUAAACAAUCACCAAAAUGCCGCUUUUAAUCGACGCAAAAAAUAGAAAUGUGGCAUCCAAUGGCCCCGCCUCACCAUUAACACUUUUCAAGAACGCUCCGCGCGACGCUAAGAUUCGACCUCUAGUGCCGCUAGUGUUGCCGACGCAGAGCUACGACUCAAACGCCGGCUCUCCGGCUUCGUCACCCUCCACACCCUCAUCGUCUUCUUCAUUCUCCAUUGACAAGACUGAUAACCACGACACCUUUAGUUUCACCGCGGACGCGGUCGAUAUGAGCCGUGAAGACGAACGAAUUAAAACUUUUGAGAAAUGGCCUGUCUCCUUCUUAUCCGGGGAGCAACUCGCCCGAAACGGAUUCUAUUACCUUGGCCGCGGAGAUGAGGUCCGAUGCGCUUUCUGCAAAGUCGAAAUCAUGAGAUGGGUUGAGGGUGACGACCCAGCCAAGGAUCACCAGAGAUGGGCGCCCCAAUGUCCGUUUGUGAGGAAACUGGGCGGCGGUGUCAACACAGACUCCGGAGCUGCCGGCCGCGACGAGUGCGGCGCGCGAGCUGCACCAACCUCCACGCCCUCUCGCAUGCCUGGCCCUGUUCACCCGCGUUAUGCCUCUGAAGCCGCGCGUCUGCGCAGUUUUAAAGACUGGCCACGAUGCAUGCGACAGAAGCCGGAGGAGCUGGCUGAGGCUGGAUUCUUUUACACUGGUCAGGGCGAUAAGACGAAAUGCUUUUAUUGUGAUGGUGGCCUGAAGGAUUGGGAAAACGACGACGUGCCGUGGGAGCAACACGCGCGGUGGUUCGACCGCUGCGCUUACGUGCAACUCGUGAAAGGACGAGAAUACGUUCAAAAAGUGAUGACAGAGGCUUGCGUCAUUCCUGCACCGGCAGCGCCACGCGACGAGGCGCCUGCGCGGCCCGCCGCCGAGCCCAGCGUGGUCUCGGCCGCUGAGCCCCAGGAGAGUACUUUAGACGAUUCAAAACUGUGCAAAAUCUGUUUCGCUGAGGAGCGCAAUGUGUGCUUCGUGCCGUGUGGCCACGUGGUGGCGUGUGCUAAGUGCGCGCUGGCAGCCGACAAGUGCCCGAUGUGCCGCAGGACGUUUCAGAAUGCAGUGCGGUUAUAUUUCUCGUGAGAAGAGCCGCUGAAGGCUCGAUUCUAGUCUUGAGAGACGGUCCGACAGAGCUGAGUGCUAAAACACGCUCUCCUAUGUCACGUUUCCACAGGCGAGAAACCUAUUGAAGCGAAUUGACAAUAUAGUAGGAACUCGCUGGUGUCACUAAAAGCAAUAUCGCUUUUACAGUUUAGGCUGGUCGGGUGUAGUUCUUGGGAGCAUGAUUGAAGAAUAAAGCAUUUUUUAUAAUAAUGAAAUAUAUUAAGGUGGCAAUAGUUUUGAGGUAUAUUUACACUAGUAGUUUCUUGAACACCAUUCCUAUAUCAAAAGACGGGUAAAUAUUUAUUAGAUGCCAAAAUAAAUUAUAAUUCAAUUACUUUAAAAUACCAUUAAAACUUGCAUAGAGAAAUGCAGAAGUUUUGACAUUUAUCAUAUUAUUAUUUGAAAUUUCUAACUACACAUUAUUUGCCUAGAUUUCUGACUGUGGAACCGUGGCCUUACAGGGGCCGCCUCUGUGAUUUAUUAAAUUAAUAGCGGUGGGGCAAGUUUAAAACUCCGCGUUCAGUAAUAAUUUAUAAGACAAUAUAAUUUUUUGAUGUUAAAAUUAUUUUAAAUUAUUUAAUUAAAUGCAGGGAUGUGUACCGUUUGGAAAGAUUAUGUCAAUGUAACACAACAGUGAACCGAAAAUAUGAUGUGUUAAUUAACGUUUCACAUAAGGCUAGUCUGAAAUUAAGUAUUAGAUACAAAUGCAAAAAGUGAUAAUUUGCAAUUUUGAACUCAAUGCUAAAAAUAAAUAAGGUUGAUGUAAGUACUUCCAAAAGCGAGUGUACCCCUGUUGUGACAUAUGUAAAUAAUUUAAUGUAAAUAUUCUAGCUUAUCAUUUUGUCCCACCGACAAAAAUGUACAUAAUGUUAAAAGAAUAGUCAGUGCAAUUAACAAAGAAGACAAAGUUAAAUAAUUAUGCAACUUUGACCUAAAACAAGCAUUUUUGUUUAUUGUGCUGGCCAAAUGUUAAACAGAGUAAUUUUCUUAAUAAUGUAAAUUGAAGUUAGAAAAAUAAAAGUGACAGUUUAAAUUAACGAUGGCAUUUGUACAACUAAGGAAUAUUCUGUUAUUUGUAAAUGCACUGCUUAAAGAGGAAUUAUCAGAAAAAAAAAACAAGAAAUUGUUCGAUUCCUGUUUAUGUUAAUGCAUCUUCACGGAUAUUUUCUAUUUCAUAUCAGCAUCGUAAAAGUCAUUCUAAUGUUUUGACAUACAAUAUAAAUAAUGAGUAAAAGAUUCUUAAGUCGCAUUAAAUUUGUUUUUCAUAUAUAAUUACUAUUUCAUUAUUAAUAAAAAAUUGUUAAAUCA
Trichoplusia ni (cabbage looper) is the source of this 2948-nucleotide messenger RNA. RefSeq names its product baculoviral IAP repeat-containing protein 3 (gene Iap). The transcript has 2 exons. NCBI's taxonomy places the organism in Eukaryota, Metazoa, Arthropoda, Insecta, Lepidoptera, Noctuidae. Gene Ontology annotation, biological process: positive regulation of protein ubiquitination; negative regulation of apoptotic process; regulation of cell cycle. The record is from RefSeq and is a predicted model, not a curated record. Gene Ontology annotation, molecular function: cysteine-type endopeptidase inhibitor activity involved in apoptotic process; ubiquitin protein ligase activity. Gene Ontology annotation, cellular component: cytoplasm; nucleus. Bases 513 to 1619 code for a protein of 368 amino acids.